Messenger RNA from Tarenaya hassleriana, 1660 nucleotides. RefSeq names its product rab3 GTPase-activating protein non-catalytic subunit. The record is from RefSeq and is a predicted model, not a curated record. The transcript has 8 exons. Gene Ontology annotation, biological process: regulation of GTPase activity. Bases 105 to 1475 code for a protein of 456 amino acids. NCBI's taxonomy places the organism in Eukaryota, Viridiplantae, Streptophyta, Magnoliopsida, Brassicales, Cleomaceae.
UGAGAGCUGCGACGUCGUUUUGCGAUAGUCCGAUCCGAAAGCCAUAAGAAAGAACCAAGCUUUUACUCUCUUAGGACCCGAAUACCACGCCCUCGGAGCUCCUUAUGGCGAAACGGAUCCACCUGACGGAGCUUGGUUGCAUCGCGUGCGAGGAGCUUAGCGAGCUCGGCGCGGGCAAGGAAGGUUGGCUCGUGGAUGACCCGAACCUUCUCUGCGCGCUCGAUUCGCAUUCUCUGGCUAUUGCCAAUCGAUUUCUCAUCCUGGUCGUCACCUGGGCCGAUCCCGACGCGCCGCGAGUCAAGAUCAGACCCGAUUUGUCUCCGAUCGAGGCCGAGUCGAUCACGGCGAUCGAGUGGCUCGUUUUCGAUGAUGUCAGAGUUAUCGCUGCCGGGACCUCUUGUGGGUAUCUUUUGGUUUACUCUCUCGCCGGUGAUCUCAUACACAAGCAGUUGGUAUAUCCCAGCCGUAUCUUGAAACUAAGAGUACGAGGAACUAAGAAAGAUGUAAUCCAAGAGACAUCCUCCGAAGAGUUCUGCAUUGUAAUGCCCGGUAUCAUUGCCCGCUUCGACGGGUCGAAUAUUCAGAGCAUGCUUCAGAAAUGGUUUCAAGAAUCAAAUUCACAUUUUUGGGACCAAAAAAGUAAGAAGGGUAGUUCAGAUGAACCUGGAAAUUCUCACCAGCGGUUACCGUAUCAGAUAUGGAACGUGAACAAGUAUGGAACUUGUGCAGAUGCUGCUAUCACUGGCAUAAUGCCUCCUCCAUUGCUGGAACUUCAGUCAAGUCAACGUUAUUAUUGUGCAGUGACCAUAGGAGAAGAUGCUGUAAUCUCAGCUUACAGGCUCUCCGAAGACAGAAGUAGAUCACUAGUUGGGGCCAUUCUUUCAAAAGUUGUGCCGGCAACAGUCUCAACCAUAGCUUCUUUUUCUAAAAUGAUAUGGAGAAGUGAUCAAUCUCCGAAGAAAAAGCCUCAAGCAAAGACUCAAUCGUUUGCUCGAGCUUCCUCGUUGACAUGCAUAAAGGACUACCCGAGAAAGGGCGAGAAGUUGACACUGUCCCCGAGUGGCACACUUGCUGCAAUAACAGAUUCUCUUGGUCGGAUACUACUGCUGGACACUCAGGCCCUCGUGGUGGUCCGGCUAUGGAAGGGAUACCGAGACGCUAGCUGUGUGUUCAUGGAGAUGUUAGUCAAGAAAGAUAAAGGAAAAUCUAUUUCGUACACAGAGCCGGUUAAGGGCGAUUACUGUCUGUGCUUAGCCAUUCACGCACCACGGAAAGGAAUCAUCGAGGUGUGGCAGAUGAGAACAGGGCCUCGGCUUCUGACAAUCCAAUGUGCCAAAGGUAGCAAAUUGUUGCAGCCGAGUUACAGGUUUGGAUCAACUUCACCAUCGUCAUCUUCCCCUUAUAUUCCUCUUGAAGUGUUCUUGUUGAAUGGAGACUCUGGCCAGAUCUCUAUGCUCAACCGGUCUCUCCAUUAAUAAGUAGAAACAAUUAUUUGUUUUUGGUUUUUUUUUUUAAGAUCACUUGUUGAAUAAACAUUUAAUUUUAUUUUAUUUACAGCUGCUUAAUGGUUAUCACUUUCUUGUGUAUAUCUAACGGCUGAAGUAUGUAACUGAUCAAAGAAAAGACCAGGGCUUCUCCAGACAUUUUGUUCUUGGGACUU